AUAAUGAAUGUAAUCAUAUAUUGGAAUCCUAAAUCAUACUACUCCAAUAACGAAUGUGUACCUUUAUUAGCAAUGCAUCACAAAAAAACUAAAAAGUAUAUUACGUAUAUCAUAUGCUGUUAUUGUAAAUGUUUUUGGAUGCGAAACGUCCAUGACGUAAAAGAUAUACUAGACAGCGGUAAAUGUCAGCUCUGCCUGCAUUCAUCCAAUCUUGCAACACUGUCAAAAACAUUAUAAAUACAAGUCCAACCGGGCAUACGAGAUAAUAGCCAACCUAAAGCUGGUAUGGCUGUCGUCAGCAUCCCGUUCACCUUGAGAGAGGUGGGAUGAGUCAGUGCCUCAGCCAACGGUGGCGCAGCGCCCAUCAGCACGUGACCUCCGCCUCAGAAGUCCCGGGGUUUCGUUCGGCUGAUCGUACAGAGGACUCGUUGCAGCAGUGACAGUUUUUAAUCCGCAGAAACCAGUUUUUCGCCAGAACACAGGACAGGUCAGUGUCGUACCAGCCGUUGAUGGGAGCGUGGUAGACUUGGAUAACAGUUUCGGACCGCCUUUUUUCCUGACCCCCGGUGGUUGGUGAAGGAGCGAUGUCUCUCUCGGCGCUGGCCGGCCCGCAGCUGCACGUGCUGCUCACCCUGUCGGAGCUGCUCACCACGGUCAUCGUGCCGCCGGACGCACGCACGUGCGGGGUGCGCCACGAGCGUGGCACGUGCCAGCGCUUUGUGGAGCCCGUCGAACUGAUCAGCAGCCCGACGAGGAGCAACCGCACGGCGCAGACCGGCGAGUUUCCGUGGCUGGUGUCGGUGCGCGGCGCACCGCCGUCCCGCGCCGACUCGCCGCAGCCCCUCUGCACCGGCCUGCUGGUACACCAGCAGGCCGUGCUGGUGUCGGCCGCCUGCCACGAGGCGGCCACCAACGCCGACCAGCGCAUGCACGUGCGUCUGGGCGAGUACAACAUUCUGAGCGACGUGGACGCCGGCCGGCCGCCGCUGGACAUCAACAUCCGUCGGGCCGUCUACCACCCCGAGUACAGCGCCGGCCUCAACGAUGUGGGGCUGCUGGUGCUGGAGCACCCGGCGCGGCUGGGUGAGGACGUGAACGUGAUCUGCCUGCCGCAGUGGCGCCGCGACACCGAGUCACCGGCUGACCUGACCGCCGACUGGGAGCACACAGAGUGUGUGCUGCACGGCUGGGUGGACACCACGAUCGACAGCACCCCAGUACCGCUGCGCGACACGGUCCGCUUUCUGGGCCGCGCCGCGUGCCAGACGCGGAUGCGCGAGCUGGACAGGCUCGGGCCCCUGCACACUCUUCACGCCGGCUUCGCGUGCGCCUCUGCCGAGACCGGCUGCUGGGCGGACGGCGGCUCUCCGCUGGUGUGUCGGCUGCGCGAGGACCGCUCGCGCUGGGUGCUGGCUGGCCUGCGCGCCUGGGUGCGCCAGUUCAACGACUGUGACCGGGUGGCCACCUACACUAACGUGGCCGUCUUCUCUGACUGGAUCAGAGACACGAUCGACGCUGAGCUGAGCGUGGCUGCCUAGCGCGGCUGGAAGGCGACGGUGAAAACGACGGCCCCAGGAGAGUGACCCUCCACUGGAGUUCAGAGAUUUCGUGGCACUUAUAAGAGAGCUUUUGGGGGUCAUUUACAAUCCUUUUGGCUUGAUUUGCAUCGCAUGUCGCACCUGUAAGUUCUGGUAGGAUGAAAGUGAUUCAUCGGUGCACAUAGUGGCACGUCUUGCAACAUUGGGUACGUAGCUCAUUUAUGCGUAUUUGAUGUUUUAUCUUGUUGCGAGAGAAAUAAUAGGGAAGUGAGUAUAGUAAAAGCAAAAUAAAACUUCUCUGUCCGAAGUCUAUGCACCACAUUCCGUUGUCCGGUAUUUUCAUAAAUUAGUGCGUGAAGAAGUCUUAGUCUGUGCAGGAAGCCUCCAUGUGCUGUUUAUAUUCACUUAAUUAAUAUCUUCCUUUAUUUAUCUUCUUGAACAUUGUGUUUUCCGUUCGUCGUAUUUUUGGUGUCUGACGACACUAAGAUUCAUUUUACUAGCAUUGCUCAAUGCCCUCGGAGUGGGCUCGCUAUAAUCACUGGGAGAGCUGAGACUGCACAUGUGUUUUUAUUAUUCCUGUCGUCGCGGUGUUGCAUCACUUAGCUGGUACUUCAAGUGAGUUUCUUUCCACUUUACCGCAUGAAGCAAUGAGUGAAAGAGAUGAUUAUUGGACUGACAAACAUUCAUCGAGCUCGAUUUUCCGCUGCCAAUUUUAUGUACAUCGGUGUAUAGCUGUGUAGCUGUAUCACAUGCAUAGCUGAUGUAGGCAUCAUCGCUUCAAUUCCCCACAUGUAGCACAGGUGACUAGAAUGCGGCACCUUUUCCUGGUGCACUUCGAUAACAAUCGGACAUUACUUGGGCUAAAAAAUAUAAAAUAAUGAACU
Messenger RNA from Amphibalanus amphitrite, 2422 nucleotides. RefSeq names its product phenoloxidase-activating factor 2-like. Lineage: Eukaryota; Metazoa; Arthropoda; Thecostraca; Balanomorpha; Balanidae. Gene Ontology annotation, biological process: proteolysis. The record is from RefSeq and is a predicted model, not a curated record. The coding region runs from base 585 to 1538 and encodes 317 amino acids. The transcript has 2 exons. Gene Ontology annotation, molecular function: serine-type endopeptidase activity.